This is a messenger RNA of Xyrichtys novacula (pearly razorfish), 1392 nucleotides long. Lineage: Eukaryota; Metazoa; Chordata; Actinopteri; Labriformes; Labridae. The record is from the annotation of a GenBank genome assembly.
AUGGCUUCCAAACUAGUGGAGGGCCUUUGCUGUCCAGUCUGCACCAACAUCUACACAGAACCUGUGAUUCUGUCAUGUAGUCACAGCUUCUGCAAAGGCUGUCUACAACGCUGGUGGACACUGAAGGAUACACUUGCAUGUCCGGUUUGUAGGAGAAGAUCAUCAAAGGAUCACCCAAAAGUAAACCUGGCCCUAAUGAACCUGUGUGAGACCUUUUUGUCGGAGAGAGAUGCAGAAGAUCUCUGCAGUCUGCACUCUGAGAAACUCAAACUCGUCUGUCUGGACCAUCAGCAGCCGGUGUGUCUCAUCUGCAAAGAUUCAGAAAUACAUGCAAAUCACACCUUCAGACCCAUCAAUGAAGCUGCUGAACAACACAAGAAGAAACUUCAGGAAACCGUGAAGCCGUUAACAGAGAAGUUGGAGGUUUUUAAAGGACUUAAAGGGGAUUUUGUUCAGGCAGAACAACACAUCAAAACUCAGGCUCAGUGCACAGAGAUGAGGAUAAAGGAGGAGUUUAGGAAGUUUCACCAUUUUUUGAUAAUGGAAGAGGAGGCCAGACUGGCUGCUCUGAGGAGGGAAGAGGAGCAGAAGAGUCAGAGGAUGAAGGAGGAGAUUUCAGCUCUGAGCAGAGAGAUAGAUGAUCUUUCAGACACAGUCACAGCUGCAGAGGACCAGCUGAGAGCUGAAGACAUCCCAUUCUUAAAAAACUACAAAUCUGCAGUGGAAAGAGUCCAGCAGCGCCCCCCUCUGAAGGAUCCACAGCUGCCCAUAGGAGCUCUGAUAGACCAGGCCAAACACCUGGGCAACCUGGGCGUCAAGAUCUGGACCAGGAUGAAGGAUUUACUUUCCUACAGUCCUGUGAUUCUGGAUCCAAACACUUCUCACCCAAACCUCACCCUGUCUGAUGAUUUGACCUGCGUAAGUCUAGAAGAAGAAGAAAAGCAGCAUCCUGAUAAUCCAGAGAGGUUUGACCUUCUUGUGUCUGUCGUGGGCUCUGAGGGCUUUGACUCAGGGACCCACAGCUGGGAUGUCUACGUUGGAGACAGCAUAAAUUGGACUCUGGGCGUGAUCGCAGAAUCCUUUAAAAGAAAGGGAGAUGUGCUGACCGGACACUGGAGGAUAGGACUUGGUUCUGGUCAAUACUCAGUCAGGUCAUCACCAAAUCCAGAAAUUGUUAUUAUGGUCCAAGGGAAGCUCCAAAGGGUCCGAGUCAGUCUGGACUGGGACAGGGGAACGCUCUCUUUCUCUGAUCCUGAUGGGAACAGACUCAUUCAUACUUUUAAAUACCGCUUUACAGAGAGGCUGUUUCCAUUCUUUAACACUGAGGAUAAACUCCCUCUCAAGAUCCUACAGCUGAAAAUGGGUGUGAAAAUAAACAAGAGCAGCUUAUGA